CCCGAUCACUCGGCCGGUAAAGAAGUUCAAAUAACCUGCAUCGAUAUUAAAUACGAUAAAUAAUAUUUCUAUGUAGUGAGAAUUUAAAACGAACUGAAAUUUAAGUGAUAACUCAAACCAUUUGUGAUUUUGAAAGUGAAGUGAUUAAGUUUGAAAUCUUUUGAUAACUUUGAAUUCGAGUUAUUGGGCAGUAUGAAGGUUCUAUCUGUGGAGGAUAAGGUGGCUUGUGUGGGGAACGAGAAUGAACCGACUUUAGAGGCGGAGACGCCGAAGUUGACGAAGGAAGAAUUGAAUAGAGGCUGUCCUCUCGGUGUUUCCCGCGUUACCAACUGUCUCUAUGUAUGUGGUGCGCACGCGCUGCCUGGUGCAGUGAAAGCACUCAGACCAGGUCUCGUCGUCAACGUAGCACCCGAGCUUCCUCCUCCACCAGAAGACUGCGUUCCCAGACACUAUGUUCCGCUUCUAGACACUCCCAGCUCCGAUAUGCAUCCAUUUAUGGAUCGAGUGGCUGACCUGAUCAAUGAGGUUGUCUCAAGAGGAGAAAAGGUGUUGGUACACUGUGUAGCUGGAGUAUCACGAUCAGUCACCUUAUGCCUUGCUUACCUUGUCAAAUGGGAGAAAAUGACCCUUAGUGAUGCUUAUCACCACAUGAAACAACGACGUCCCCAAAUUCGACCGAACACCGGAUUCUUCAAGCAACUCAUCAAAUAUGAAGAGAGGUUAUUCGGAGAAGCGUCUGUGAAAAUGGUUUACUGCGAAGCCAUCGACAAAGAGAUUCCAGAUGUUUACGAACCGGACUACAGAGGAAUGAUGUGGUUCAGACAGAGAUAUGGACCUAUUGAAAAGAGCUGAGCUAAAUUUUAUGCUAGAUUUAUAAGUAAGAUAAGUAAUUAAUAAUGUGCAUAAUGAUGCGUUUGUUUGUAAGAAAGAAAGUGAUAAUUAAAAAUAAGACUGAGUGGAAGAAUGCCAUGAGGAGUAAAAAUCGAGCAAAUGGAUUAUGAUAAUUAAAAAUCUGACUGAAUAUCUUUUGUUGUUAGGUAAUCAAAGCUUCAGUCAACCUUGUUCUGGCUAUUAUAAAUGUUAGUGGAUUUAAAAUGAACAUAUCAGAGUAGAAUUGAAUGAUAAAGAUUACAUAUUUAUUUCUAACCUUAUAAUCGUACUGUCUAACUUGUCGAAUUCACAAAACUGUUAAGGAAAUUAGAAAUAUGGCAAAAUAGAAAUGACC
Hyposmocoma kahamanoa is the source of this 1225-nucleotide messenger RNA. RefSeq names its product dual specificity protein phosphatase 18-like. Lineage: Eukaryota; Metazoa; Arthropoda; Insecta; Lepidoptera; Cosmopterigidae. Gene Ontology annotation, biological process: protein dephosphorylation. The record is from RefSeq and is a predicted model, not a curated record. Gene Ontology annotation, molecular function: protein tyrosine/serine/threonine phosphatase activity. Gene Ontology annotation, cellular component: cytoplasm. Bases 193 to 852 code for a protein of 219 amino acids. The transcript has 4 exons.